Octopus bimaculoides (California two-spot octopus) is the source of this 831-nucleotide messenger RNA. RefSeq lists its product as uncharacterized. The record is from RefSeq and is a predicted model, not a curated record. Lineage: Eukaryota; Metazoa; Mollusca; Cephalopoda; Octopoda; Octopodidae.
AUGACAUUGGCUGACACUCUCUCUCGUCUCCCAAGCUGUGAAGACAAUGAAGACAUUGACCUGGACUUGAGAGUGGAUGUGAUUGAAUUUACUGCAGGAGAAAUCCACCAAUCUGAAUUUGACCUUGUCAAUUUUUCCAUCAACAAAUGUUACCAGCUGUGGACAGAAAAGACCAAACUUCACACUUGUGAAGACGUCUAUUGGUCAUACAUCAGCAAAGACAUCAAAGAAAUGUGUAGAUCCUGUCAAAUAUGCCAAGAAUUUGCAACUUCCAACAACAGAGAGCUACUGAUACCUCAUGACAUUUCCAGUACACUAUGGAAAAAACUAGGAACAGAUCUAUUUGAAAUCAACGGCAAAACUUAUCUGCUCAUUUGUGACUACUUCUCCAAAUUUCCAAUUGUGACUUACCUCAGCCAAACCGCAAGCAAAGCAGUCACAGAGGAAUUCAAAAAGAUUGUGUCUCUCUUUGGCAAACCUGAUGAAAUUUUCAGUGACAAUGGUCCUCAAUAUACCAGUAAACCAUUUCAACAAUUCGCACAAGAAUGGGGAAUUCAACAUACUACAUCAUCACCAAGGUACCCCCAAUCAAACAGAUUCAUAGAGAGACAGGUACAGACAAUUAAAAAGACAAUCCAAAAAUGUGAACAAAGUAAAGAAGACAUAAACAGUGCAUUGAUGAAUCUAAGAGCCACACCAUUAAAGAUGCCAUCACCCGCUGAGAUCCUAUUGAGCAGACCAAUCACAACGCUUGUGCCAUUACGCUGGAGCUAUUCUUAUAAAACUCAAAGACUAAGAAAACUCCUCAAAAAAAAAAGAAAAUACAAAUGA